Phytophthora nicotianae INRA-310 is the source of this 607-nucleotide messenger RNA. RefSeq lists its product as hypothetical. NCBI's taxonomy places the organism in Eukaryota, Oomycota, Peronosporomycetes, Peronosporales, Peronosporaceae. The coding region runs from base 1 to 462 and encodes 153 amino acids. The transcript has a single exon. The record is from RefSeq and is a predicted model, not a curated record.
AUGCGCCUCUGCGGUCUGAUCUACUCUAUCGAGCACAUUCCAGGCGAACCGAAUGUCUGGGCUGACAUCGUGUCUCGUUGGCGCUUUCCCGAACCCGUAUGUGCCGCCGUUGUUCGCAUUCGACGUGGAACAGCUCGUCCUGUUGAGAAUCUCUCGCCACUUCGCCCCCUCGAGGACGCGGGUUUUGUUUUUCCUUCCGUUGAGGACAUUGGAGAUGCCCAAGAGCUUGCUCGCAAUGAGCGUGGACGGCUAACGGUCGAGCUUGAGGAGGUGGAUUGUGUGGUGUGUACUAGUGGUCGCCCCUGCAUCCCAACUACUGCCACUGACCUGCUUGCCCGCCUGUUCGUCGUGGCACACUGCGGUGCCCAUGGUCAUCGAGGAGUAGUGCCAAUGAAGACUGCUCUUGCUGAACGAUUCUACAUAUUAAAGCUGCACGAGAAAGUGGCCAAGUUUGUGCGCUAAUGUCUGUUGUACAAACAUAUCAAGGGAUCAAGAUUGAUUCAGCGCCCGUAUGGACCUACUUUUACCGCUAGCCGACGCAAUGAAGGACUUCACUGGGAUUUCACCAAUUUAGUUGACGGAUUUGACGGUAGUUGCUAUCUUCUGG